Closterium sp. Naga37s-1 is the source of this 2562-nucleotide messenger RNA. NCBI's taxonomy places the organism in Eukaryota, Viridiplantae, Streptophyta, Zygnematophyceae, Desmidiales, Closteriaceae. The record is from the annotation of a GenBank genome assembly.
AUGCGUUCUCCGGGUGUCCCGUUGCGGCGGGAGCCCCUCUCUCCGCAGCGGCUUCGUGAGUGGUACGCUCGACGCUGUCGCCGUGCUACUAGUGCUCCUGGUGCUGGAGCCGCUGGUCCUGGAGGCGUUCGUACUGGCUGUACUGGAGCUGCUGGUGCUGGUGCUGCUGGAGGUGCUGCUGGUGCUGGAGCUGCUGGAGGUGCUGCUGGUGCUGGAACUGCUGGAGGUGCUGCUGGUGCUAGAGCUGCUGGAGGUGCUGCUGGUGCUGGAGCUGCUGGAGGUGCUGCUUGUGCUGGGGCUACUGGCGGUGCUACUGGUGCUGGUGCUGCUGGAGGUGCUGCUGGUGCAGGAGCUGCUGGAGGUGCUGCUGGUACUGGAGCUGCUGGAGGUGCUGCUGGUGCUGGGGCUACUGGAGGUGCUGCUGGUGCUGGAGCUGCUGGAGGUGCUGCUGGUGCUGGAACUGCUGGAGGUGCUGCUGGUGCUAGAGCUGCUGGAGGUGCUGCUGGUGCUGGAGCUGCUGGAGGUGCUGCUGGUGCUGGGGCUACUGGCGGUGCUACUGGUGCUGGUGCUGCUGGAGGUGCUGCUGGUGCAGGAGCUGCUGGAGGUGCUGCUGGUACUGGAGCUGCUGGAGGUGCUGCUGGUGCUGGGGCUACUGGAGGUGCUGCUGGUGCUGGAGCUACAAGCGGUGCUGCUGGUGCUGGUGCUGCUGGAGGUGCUGCUGGUGCUGGAGCUGCUGGAGGUGCUGCUGGUGCUGGAGCUCCUGGAGGUGCUGCUGGUACUGGUGCUGCUGGAGCUGCUGGAGGCGGUACUGGUGCUGUCUCUGCUGUUUCCGGAGGCGCUGCGCGGCCGCGACUGUACUACGUUCCGCUCCUUCAGCAGGUUCUUGGUCUACCGCCUUCUCCUGGUCCUACUCCUCCGUUACUGAGUCCACCGCCUGUCCAGUCACAGUCGCAGUUACAGCCGUCCUCUCCACUGCCUGGUCCUUCUCCUUACUCUGGACCGACUAGAGGUCUUACGGAGCGUCGUGAGCCUGAGUCGCGUCCAGUGUCGCCUGUGUCUCGUGCUGCGUCGCCUGUCCGCACUGCUCGCGCUGGUCGUGUUUUGCGUCCGCGUCCUCCUCCUGUCCCUGGCACUCACUCUAUGACACUGCGUCCUUCCACUGCUCCACAGCGUGUCUCUCUGCCCUCUCCUCCUGCGUCCUCUCUUCCUGACGGUCCAGACCUGGAGUCUGACUCCCUUCGUGCUGCUAGUCCUACUGUCACGCGCUUCCUGGCCACUGCUGUCACUGACCCUCUGUUUGAGUCCACUGCUGCGUCUGCUCUCGUUGCUGAGCUUGUUGACUUUGUUGCAGCCUGUCGCCUAGACUACGCCACUAGUCUUGUUGCUGAGUCUGCGUCUACGUCUGUCUGUCCUCCAUCCGUCGGGGGUGAGUGUGCUCUUGGCACGGACGUUCUUGAGGACAGACAGGAGGAAUUUGAGUGCUUUGCCGCUGUUGUACCUCAUCUCGUGUCCAUGCUGCUUGCCCCUGAGGGAGACCCGGAUGCACCAGACAUCCCGACCCCGCGCUCUUACGCAGAGGCGAUAGAGGGUCCCUACUCCUCUCAGUGGCAGGCAGCCAUGGACGCCGAGAUGGCUUCCUGGAAGUCCACAGGCACCUACGUCGACGAGGUUCCCCCACCUGGGGUUAACAUCGUCAGUGGCAUGUGGAUCUUCAGGGUGAAGCGGCCGCCGGGUUCUCCGCCUGUCUUCAAGGCGCGUUACGUUGCACGUGGCUUCAGUCAGCGACAGGGAGUUGACUUCUUCCAGACCUUCUCCCCUACCCCGAAGAUGACCACUCUUCGGGUACUGCUGCACGUAGCUGCUCACCGUGACUUCGAGCUCCACUCGCUUGACUUCAGCACAGCCUUCCUACAGGGCAGCCUGCACAAGGAGAUCUGGCUACGCCGCCCACCUGGCUUCACUGGGUCGUUUCCUGCUGGUACCCAGUGGAGCCUCCGGCGGCCAGUCUACGGUCUCCGCCAGGCAGCCCGUGAGUGGCACGACACACUGAGGACGACUCUUGCUGCUCUUGGUUUUGCUCCUUCCACUGCUGGCCCGUCGCUGUUUCUACGCACCGACGCCACUCUGCCGCCUUUCUACGUUCUUGUGUACAUAGACGACUUGGUCUUUGCUACUGCUGACACUGAGGCACUCGCCCACGUGAAGUCCGAGCUGCAGAAGAGACACACGUGCACAGACCUGGGUGAGCUGACAAGCUAUCUUGGCUUGCGGAUCACCCGGGAUAGAGCACAGUGCACCAUUACCUUGACUCAGUCACACAUGGUGCAGCAGGUCCUUCAGCGCUUCGGCUUCACGUACUCCUCGCCACAGUCCACUCCUCUGCCUACCGGUAACUCGCUCUCAGCUCCACCUUUGGACGAGUCCGUAGAGCCGAGUGGCCCGUAUCCAGAGCUUGUGGGCUGCCUCAUGUACUUGAUGACUUGCACACGACCUGACCUCGCAUACCCUCUCAGCCUUCUGGCUCGCUACGUGGCUCCCGGUAGGCACCGAAAGGAACACUAG